GUUCAAUGGUCGCCACUUCACUCGACUAUAUUCGAUUCUGACUGAAGCAAUCAGCAGUUGAAUCUUGCUUUGCUUUCCGCGUGGAACCGCUCAGUGAGAUGCAGGAUCAUGCACAUGUGCUAAGAAGCUCGCAGUAUACCAGAAUGAUCGAUGAUCAACGGGGUUCUGGUCCAGCGCCACAGCGAGGAUCAGUUAUCGAUGUAAUCAGUCGCAUGGGGCGCCUUGAGGCUACCUCUUAAAAGCUAUCGAACUACGUCCGCGAUCCCUCCAACCCACCCUCUGAUCCCUGCAUACACGAUGCUCAACAAAAUGCCCAUGCCCACCGCUGCAGACAUCACUCGCAUGACCUACGACGGGGCAGAGCAGCUUCGGCGUGAGCAGCGUCCAGGAGGAGACCCUAGUAAAUUGGACUUCGGGACAGUACCGACCUGCUAUAAUUGCGAUAUACCUAUCCUGGGUCGUAAACCUUUGAUCUGCUCGGGUUGUAGAUCCGCUGUAUUCUGCUCAAAGAAUUGCCAUACCGCAAACUGGAAAGCAGGGAGGUCGGGAACCCAAGGUCACAAAUUACUCUGCGCAAAGAAUAAGAUUCAUAUGGAGAAGGUCCCACAAGUGCAAGCCCUUCUGAAGCAAUUUCCUUGGGGCCGCAUCGAGACGGAUGGCACCUUUGCCGAGCCUCUCGUGCGCGCCUAUCACAAUGUCUUGGGUGCUCAGGGCUUCGGCUACUGGUGUACUCCUGGAGGCACCAGCGCGCACCUCCAACAUCCAAGUGGUCCUUCCGGUCCUUCUGGAGGGCUUCGCGUCGACGAUGCAAAGGGAUAUGAACACGGCUACAUGCUGCUGUCAGAUAAACUGUUGACGGAUGAGACCGGCUGGAAGCUGGAGAAGCGUUUAAUCCCCCGAUUGGUGUUUGAGCUUGGCACGGAGCCUGAGCUUGCUUCCAAGACGGAUGUUGUGGACUGGGACUCAUGGUACAGGUGGCGCAAUCUUCCCAAGGAGUCACCAGCCGCCUUGUUGUUGCACUACCCUCUCACUGUAUACCAGCUUUUGGUGAAUGUGCUCCACGUCACAGGGCCAAAGAGAAAUUCCCCGGAGAGUCGUCAGGCGCUUAACGUGCAUUAUAUCGGAGCCGAAGUUGAAUUGAACAUGCUUCCCCUAUUCUCUGAAUUAGCCUUGCUGCUUCCUUACACAGAUAUCAAGAUGAUUUUCUUCGGUGUCGCAGUCCACUCUAUCGUUAAUAAGGCGAAGAAGAAUAGCAUAGUUAUGAAGGCGAAACAGAACGAGCCAGUUUACACGUACACCAGCCCUGCGUCUUGCGGAGCCAGCACCUUGUCUAUUUUUCUUCAUGGAGAUCAUGAAAGUUGGGACCCGCGACUUCCCUUCCUCCUCAACAGCAAACCAGACGCCAUCGUCGGCCCGAAUGCUGGGCUCACCAGCUAUCCAGCGUGGCAGUUCGUCAUCUUGUGUUGUCACUCUGACAAUACACCUUUUGCCGUCACCGAAUACGCAGAACAGUCUGCAGAACUGCAAAGAGAAGCAAUCCCUCAGAUCAUUGCCCAUGCCCUCCCUCGUUUACACUCAGCAGGCAUGAAUGGUUCGGAGCUUCACAAUCUCACGCGGCCCAGAGAAUACCCCAUCGCAUUUAAUCCUUUCCAGCGUCCUGGCCAGAGAAACUUGGGCUCGGUGCGAUUGCCGAACGUGCCGAACGGAUUUACGAUGAGAGUAGUCGGUAACGACCAGCAGGAGAUGGUCCACGCCGUCUCCGCUGGCGUCCCUGCACCGGCUUCGGACUUGAGUGAGCUGCUCCAGAAGUCGGAGCAGUUGUCACUGAACCGUUUGGACUGAGUAUCUUGGUAUUCAUGCAUGUCUCCGUGUUCGAGAUGAGUCCAAGGACGAACAUUACGUUGAGAAGGCGAUACUGGCCAUCAUGCAUCUUUUCCAGAGAAUAUGUAGCGCCUGGUUUAUACGUCCCUGACUACCUGUACGAUAGCUGAUGAGUGCAAUGAUAGGUGUAUCGGGCCACUUUGGCACGCACGCUGAGCUUUUCUAGAGGACGGAAUGCAUAAAAAAAGUCAUGCUGGCAGAGUUUGGAUCAACCUCAGCUUCUACUUACAUAGCAUCAUAUCUACCGUUC
Suillus clintonianus is the source of this 2131-nucleotide messenger RNA. RefSeq lists its product as uncharacterized. The record is from RefSeq and is a predicted model, not a curated record. Bases 298 to 1842 code for a protein of 514 amino acids. The transcript has 5 exons. NCBI's taxonomy places the organism in Eukaryota, Fungi, Basidiomycota, Agaricomycetes, Boletales, Suillaceae.